Messenger RNA from Dromiciops gliroides (monito del monte), 4547 nucleotides. Its product is annotated as upstream-binding protein 1-like. NCBI's taxonomy places the organism in Eukaryota, Metazoa, Chordata, Mammalia, Microbiotheria, Microbiotheriidae. Gene Ontology annotation, cellular component: nucleus. The transcript has a single exon. Bases 345 to 1853 code for a protein of 502 amino acids. The record is from RefSeq and is a predicted model, not a curated record. Gene Ontology annotation, biological process: regulation of transcription by RNA polymerase II. Gene Ontology annotation, molecular function: DNA-binding transcription activator activity, RNA polymerase II-specific; RNA polymerase II cis-regulatory region sequence-specific DNA binding.
CGGUAGCGGCGGCGGCAGUAGUGGUAGGCGGCGGCAGCGGCGGCAGCGGCGGUAGCGGUAGCAGCGGCAGCGGCAGCAGCGGUAGCGGUAGGCGGCAUCCAAGGCGGCAUCUGUGUGGUGGCUGUGGUAGCCCGGGGUGCGGGACUGAGAGCUAAGGCGGCCACGCCCUGCAGGUCGGCCAGGGCUGGUGGCUGGGCCAGGGGCGGGCAGGCCGCACGAGCAAGGCUGCGGCCCGCGAGCUGAAGGCGUCUCUGCCGCCGUGCUUAGGCCUCAGUCUUCACCUCGGCUCCGGCCCGAGUCCCUCCCGACCCCGCUGAUCUCCCCCCGCCCCCGUUGCCUCCGCCAUGGCUUGGGUACUGAAGAUGGAUGAGGCGGUAGAAGCGGGCCUGGUGCACGACUUCGACGCCAGCCUGUCGGGCAUUGGGCAGGAGCUGGGCGCCGCCGCCUACAGCAUGAGCGAUGUGUUGGCCCUGCCCAUUUUUAAGGAAGAAGACUCUGGCCUUCCGUUGGAUGGUGACCCCAAACAGCCACCCUUUCAGUACAUUCUGUGCGCUGCCACAUCCCCUGCGGUCAAACUGCACGAUGAAAGCCUCACUUACCUGAACCAAGGUCAGUCCUACGAAAUCCGGAUGCUGGACAACCGGAAAGGGGGAGCUGUGCCUGAGAUCACUGGAAAGUUGGUGAAGAGCAUCAUCAGAGUUGUGUUCCAUGACAGACGGCUACAAUAUACAGAGCACCAGCAGCUAGAAGGCUGGAAGUGGAAUCGCCCUGGAGACCGGCUGCUUGAUCUCGAUAUUCCAAUGUCUGUUGGUGUCAUUGACAUAAGAACAAAUCCAGGCCAGUUAAAUGCAGUUGAGUUUCUUUGGGACCCUGCAAAACACACAUCGGUAUUUAUCCAGGUCCACUGCAUCAGCACAGAGUUCACUCCUCGCAAGCAUGGAGGUGAGAAAGGGGUCCCUUUCAGAGUCCAAGUUGACACUUUUAAACAGAAUGAAAACGGUGACUACACUGAUCACCUGCACUCAGCCAGCUGCCAAAUUAAAGUUUUUAAGCCUAAAGGAGCAGACAGAAAACAGAAAACAGACCGAGAAAAGAUGGAAAAGAGGACGGCUCAUGAGAAAGAAAAGUACCAGCCUUCAUAUGAUACAACCAUCCUCAGUGAGUGCUCCCCAUGGCCCGUCACAAGUGCAUCCUAUGGCAGUGACAGCCCUGCGCCUGCUCCCACUUUCACCCCUGCUCAGCACAGCACCGGCAGUGCCCCAGAAAACAAUUCUUCUUCUCCAAACCAUCAAGGAGAUGGAAUUUCCCAAGGCUCCACUGAACAACUUCACCCAUCAGCCACCAUUCAGGAAGCCCAGCAAUGGCUGCUCAGGCACAGGUUUUCCAACUAUGAGAGGCUCUUCGCCAAUUUCUCAGGUGCAGAUUUACUGAAGUUAACAAGAGAGGACCUUGUACAGAUCUGUGGCCCGGCUGAUGGCAUUCGGCUCUACAAUUCACUGAAGUCAAGAACAAUUAGGCCUCGUCUCACCAUCUACGUCUGCCAGGAGCAGCCUAGGAGCACACAGCUAGAAAGACAACCAGACGCAAGCCACGGGGAUCAGAGCAAUGAGGCAGUCUAUGUUUAUCACGCGAUCUACCUGGAGGAGAUGGCAGCCUCAGAAGUCAGGCAGAAAUUGGCUUCAGCAUUUAAUGUUCCUCUACAACAGAUUAACCAGGUCUACAGACAGGGUCCCACUGGAAUUCACGUUCUCCUUAGUGACCAGGUGGUUCAAAAUUUUCAAGAUGAGAGUUGUUUCUUAUUCACCACUGUAAAAGCGGAAAAUAGUGAUGGCUUCCACAUCAUUUUGAAAUGAAACCACAUGCUGGCCCUCGCUUCACCCUCCUUGUAUGGAGACUGGACCUGAGGGACUCUGGGAUGAAACUUCAUCACUUACAGAUGUAUCAUAUUGAAAACUCGAGGUAAUCUUUGUGAUGUGCUGCCCAAGAGGGUGGAUUUGCUUUUUGUCAUUGUCAUUACCACAAGUCCUCCCGGUAGUGCAACGUCCUGAGCCAUGGUGAGGUGCAGAGAUGGACAUGGGCCACUGCCGGGCCCCUUUGCCCUUGGCCAGGCCUAGUAGCCACCUCACUCUCCGUGAUACUGUGUCCAGUUUGGAAAUUAAUGUAGCCCCUCCUGUGCCUGUUUAGUUGUCCCUGUUUAUACUCCCAGUGACUUGGGGAGGCCUGGGGACAGAGGAGCAGGUUGCCUGGAAAUCUGGGCAGAGAUAAAUGGGGCUGGAAAUGCCACUGUGUUGUGGGUCAGUCCCCACUACAAGCCAAUGGUAAUUGUUUGGGGGGGAGGGGCAUGUGAGGUGUGGGUGGACAUGUGACAUGCCUGAAGCCAGCUGCUUCCAGACUUGUCCCAGGGCCACAUGGUCAUUGGAGGUGCUUCCCGUUCUGGCACCCUGCUGGAAUCUCUGCUCAUGUCAACUUUUUCCUGUGUUUCUUUAUCUAUUUGCUCCUUUAAAAUAUGUAUAUUGUUGAACUCUUAGCCUAGACAAAAAACAAAAACUAAAAAAAAAACUAAAAAAACUAAAAAACUUUAAAAAAAAAAAAGAAAAAUCAUAGAAAACAGGAGGGGUACCACAGGACUGGAGAAGAAAGCAAAUGAAGUCCCAAUUUUUUUCUUAAAAGGGAAGAUAAUAGGAUCUGUAAAUUUUAGACCACUGAACUUGACUUUGAUUCCAAGCAAAAAUUUAAAGCAUAUUAAACAAGGGGUGAUUUUGUGAGUAUUUGUAGAGGGAUUAUGGGAACAUGAAGAGUCGGUCUGGUUGCUCAAACACAGAUGCAACCAGACUAUCUUUGAUUCCUUCCCCCCAAACCCCGCCCCCCCCACCCCAGAUUACUAGGUCAAGUAAAUUCCAUGGAUAUAAUUGCUUGGAAUUCAGUAAGUCAUUUAGCAAAUGAUAUCCUUUUGGACAUAUUAUAGACAUGAAACCUUUGUGUUAUAGUACAAUUAGGUAUAUUUAGUACUGGAUGAACAAUUGAAUCCAAAUAAUAGUGUAUAGAGUCAAUAUAGAGAAUUGUUUCUAGUCAUGUGUCUUUUAGAUGUACCCUAUUCUGUUCAUUACUUUUGUAAAUUAAUCUGCAAAAUUGGAAUGAAGUUAUAAAGCUGGGAGAAAUAUCUCAACAUGAUAGAAUGUCAGAUUGAAUCAAAAUGAAAUUUGACAGAGACAGUCUUAGGUUCAAAAUUUGAACUUUGAAAGUAUGUAGUGGGACUGACACAGCUAGAUAACUUGUCAUUAGAAAAAGAUCUGGGGAUUUUAGUGGACUGCAAACUCAAUAUGUGACAAUACUAUGACAUAGAAUCCCAAAAGACUAAUACCAUCUUAGGCUACAUUUGUAGAAGCAUAGUAGCUAAAAUGAGAGAAAUGAUAUCCUUUCUAUACUCUGGCCUCUUCAGAUCCCAUUUAUGGAAUUAUAUUGGGUUUAUAGCACCACAUUUUAGGAAAAACAUUAACAAAUGUUAGUAUAAUCAGAAGAUGGCAGACAAUGGGAAUUAAUUGAUUAAUUAAUUAAAGCAUUUAAGUACUAAUGAUGUGCCAAGCACUGUGCUAAAUGCUGAGGAUACAAAUACAAAAUGAGACAGUUGCAGUCCUUAGGGAGCUUAUAUUCUAACACUUAUAGUUUGAGUGGUGGCCAGGGAAGGGUUAGAAAGUUAUAGGGAGGGUGGGUGGUAGACCCCUGAGGGACUUGAUUGACAUGCUUUUUCUAGUAGCAAUGGCAGUGUUGAUUCAAGUCUGGUUCUAGAGCUGAGGAAGAGGCAGUGUUCUAGGGCUGAAAGGGUUAAGUCCUCCAGGAUAUCUUCUCUGGUCUCCAGUAUUCUGCAGUAGGGCAGAUGGUAAGAACAUGUUAUUUGGUCAUUUUUCACUUGUGCCCAGCUCUUUAUGACCCAUUUUGGGAUUUUCUCAGCAAAGAUGCUGGAGUGGUUUUCCAUUUUCUUCUCCAGCUCAUUUUUACAAAUAAAGAACUGAAACAAAUAGAGUUAAAGUAACUUGCCCAGGGUCAUACAGAUAGUAAGUGUCUGAGACUGGAUUUGAAUUCAAGAAGAAGAAUUAUCUUGACUCUAGGCCCAGCAUUCUUCUAUCCACUGCACAAUAUAGCUGCCCAAGAACAUGACUGGGAUAUAAAGUGAAACAUGGCUGGGGUCAGUUAGGUGGAGAGGUAUGGUAAAGGGACUAAGCCAUACAAGAAUCAGUUAAAGGAAUUGGGCAUGUUUUACCUAGAAAAAAUAGGUCAGAUGGCCUUCAUAUCCCCCAACACACUAGACCAUGUGGGGAAGGAAGCAUAGUCCUUGUACCAUACUGCCACUUGCAGAUACUCCCUCUAUAACCAUCCUUCAGCAGCCUCUCUUCCUUUGAAGUUGGCUCAAACCAAAUAUAUCAUCCUAUGAUUAACUGUGAUAGACUUGGCUCUUCUCAGCAUUAUGAUGAUCCAAGACAAUUCCAAAGAACUCAUGAUGGAAAAUGUUCUCCACAUCCAGAAAAAAAAAAAAAAGAACUGUGGAUUCU